Molecule: messenger RNA, 998 nt
Organism: Mauremys reevesii (Reeves's turtle)
Lineage: Eukaryota; Metazoa; Chordata; Testudines; Geoemydidae
Gene: KCTD4
Product: potassium channel tetramerization domain containing 4
Exons: 1
Coding region: 160-933 (257 amino acids)
Biological process (GO): protein homooligomerization
Molecular function (GO): protein binding
Source: RefSeq, a predicted model, not a curated record
ACGCCACCUACUGCAAAACUGAGCUGACAAUCCAUGCAAUGCUAGCAGCACUUCCAUUCCAUCACCGUGCUGGAGCUGAAAAAAGGUGCUUUUAAAAUAUCUCUUUUCAAGCACACAAGAACAAGGCAAGAGAGCUGUCAUUUUAACGUGGCUUUAAGAAUGGAGCGAAAAACAAACAGAAGAGAAAAGGAACAUGAAGAAAAGCAUAACUCCUCUGAGGGUACUGAGGAAGGCAAGAACUGUAAAAUGCCUCUGAUUACCCUCAAUGUUGGUGGAUACCUGUACAUUACACAAAAACAAACACUAACCAAGUACCCAGAAUCUUUUCUUGAAGGUGUGGUAAAUGGAAAAAUUCUCUGUCCAUUUGAUGCAGAUGGUCAUUAUUUCAUAGACAGGGAUGGACUCCUUUUCAGGCACAUUCUGAACUUCCUACGAAAUGGAGAACUUCUUCUACCAGAGGGGUUUCGAGAAAAUCAACUUUUGGCACAAGAAGCAGAUUUUUUUCAGCUUAAGAUGUUAGCUGAUGCCGUGAAAUCAAGGUGGGAGAAAGAACAGCUAGCAUCCAGAGAGACUACUUUCCUGGAAAUAACUGACAGCCACGACCGUUCACAAGGUCUUAGGAUCUUUUGUAAUGCUCCUGAUUUCAUAGCAAAAAUCAAAUCUCGCAUUGUUCUGGUGUCAAAAAGCAGGCUGGAUGGAUUUCCAGAGGAGUUUUCAAUAUCUUCAAAUAUUAUUCAAUUCAAAUACUUCAUAAAGUCAGAAAAUGGUACACGACUUGUACUGAAGGAAGACAACACCUUUGUCUGCACCCUGGAAACUCUUAAGUUUGAAGCUAUAAUGAUGGCUUUAAAAUGUGGAUUUAGACUGCUGACCAGUCUGGAUUGUUCCAAAGGGUCAAUUGUUCACAGCGAUGCACUUCAUUUUAUCAAGUAAUUACUUCUACCACCAGACAAAGGCAACAAGCAUGCAGCCAGUAAACCUCAUUAAACUACAGCAUC